AUGUCCCUAGCUGCGUCACGACCUAUGCCCUCGGCGCCGAACCGAGAGGACAUCAGCCAGACAUGGGAGUACCUUCAGAGUGGUAUUUCCAAGAUCAUGAUUAAUCUGCAGGAAGGAAUGGAUAUGACCACUUACAUGGGCAUUUAUACGGCGGUUCAUAACUUCUGUACAUCACAAAAAGCUGUCGGGUUAGGCAGCUCCAACGCAGUAGGACAGGCUCACAGAGGAGCGCAUCUCCUUGGCGAGGACCUCUACAAGAAAUUAAAGGAAUACCUUAACAACCACCUCAAUGGACUCUACGAACAAUCAAAGGGACAUGCUGACGAGGCCUUACUGGCAUUCUAUAUCAGAGAAUGGAACAGAUAUACGGUCGCCGCCAAGUACAUCCACCACCUCUUUCGAUAUCUCAACCGACACUGGGUCAAGCGAGAGAUGGACGAAGGAAAGAAGAAUACGUACGACGUUUACACCCUACAUCUAUACCAAUGGCGUACUGAAUUCUUUACACUUGUUAAUAAGAAGGUUAUGGAUGCGGUACUCAUGCUGGUAGAGAAGCAGAGAAAUGGCGAGACCAUUGAGCAUAGGCAGAUCAAGCAAGUUGUCGAUUCCUUCGUAUCCCUCGGUCUUGAUGAGCACGAUGCGACCAAGUCGACUCUCGAUACCUACAGAUAUCAUUUCGAGAAGCCGUUCCUUGCAGCAACGGAGGAGUUUUACAAGGCUGAAUCUAAGCAAUUUGUCGCUGAGAACAGCGUCGUGGAAUACAUGAAGAAGGCUGAGACUAGACUAGCUGAAGAGGAAGAGCGUGUCCGCAUGUACCUUCACAACGACAUAGCGCUGCCGUUGAAGAAGACAUGCAACAAGGCCUUGAUCGCUGACCACUCCGCAAUGCUGAGGGAUGAAUUCCAAGUUCUCCUCGACAAUGACCGAGAGGAAGAUAUGGCCCGUAUGUACAAUCUUCUCUCCAGGAUUCCGGAUGGGCUAGAGCCACUACGGCAGAAGUUCGAGGCUCACGUCCGCAACGCUGGUCUUAACGCGGUUGCAAAGGUUGCUUCGGAUGCCGAGAAACUUGAGCCCAAGGUCUACGUGGAAGCUUUACUUGAGACGCAUACCCGAUAUCAAGGUUUGGUUAAGCGUGCAUUUGCCGAUGAGCCGGAAUUCACAAGGUCUUUGGAUAAUGCCUGCAGAGAGUUCGUGAACCGCAAUGAGAUUUGCAAAGCAGGAAGCAGCAAGUCUCCCGAACUUCUCGCCAAGUAUACCGAUGUGUUGCUAAGAAAGAGUGGGGCUGGCGUGGAAGAGGCUGAACUCGAUGCUACUCUAACGCAAAUCAUGACCGUUUUCAAGUACAUUGAGGACAAGGAUGUAUUCCAGAAGUUCUACUCGAGAAUGUUAGCCAGACGUCUGGUGCACAGCAAUUCGUCAUCGGAUGACGCUGAAACGAGCAUGAUAAGUAAGCUCAAGGAAGCGUGCGGUUUCGAAUAUACAAACAAAUUGCAGCGCAUGUUCCAGGACAUGCAAAUCUCCAAGGAUCUCAACACCGGAUUCCGAGAGCAUACCAAGGGCCUGCAAUCAGAGAAGCAGCCACUUGACUCCUCAUACUCGAUCCUAGGAACCAGCUUUUGGCCUCUGACGCCCCCUAAUACAACGUUCAAUCCGCCAGCUGAGAUUCAAACCGACAUUGAUCGGUUCACACUCUUCUACAAGAACAAACACGAAGGCCGUAAGCUAAGCUGGUUAUGGCAACUCUGCAAAGGAGAGCUCAAGACUGGCUACUGCAGGCAAUCAAAGACGCCCUAUACUUUUCAAGUGAGCGUUUAUCAGAUGGCUAUCCUUCUACAAUUCAAUUCAAAGGAUGUCCAUUCAUACGAUGAUAUCGCAUCGGUUACUCAGCUGACUAACGAGGUUUUGGAUCCUGCCCUCGGUAUCCUUCUCAAGGCCAAAGUUCUUCUUAUGAAGCCUGACGGCGAGAAGCCUGGCCCCGGAAAGAUGUUCCACCUUAACUACGAUUUCAAGAGCAAGAAGAUCCGUGUUAACCUUAAUGUUGGCACCAAGACGGAGCAGAAGCAGGAGGAGGCCGACACCAAUAAGACGAUUGAGGAUGACCGUCAAAUGGUUCUACAGUCUGCUAUUGUCCGAAUAAUGAAGGCACGAAAGAAGAUGAAGCACAACCUACUAAUUACCGAGUGUAUUACUCAGAUCCGGUCGCGCUUCGUGCCUAAAGUUGGUGACAUCAAGAAGUGCAUCGAGAUCCUUCUUGACAAGGAAUACCUGGAGCGUCUGGAAGAUGAUGAUCUCGGUUAUCUCGCUUAA
Messenger RNA from Daldinia vernicosa, 2307 nucleotides. RefSeq names its product Cullin-domain-containing protein. NCBI's taxonomy places the organism in Eukaryota, Fungi, Ascomycota, Sordariomycetes, Xylariales, Hypoxylaceae. The coding region runs from base 1 to 2307 and encodes 768 amino acids. Gene Ontology annotation, molecular function: ubiquitin protein ligase binding. The transcript is spliced from 5 exons. Gene Ontology annotation, biological process: SCF-dependent proteasomal ubiquitin-dependent protein catabolic process; protein ubiquitination. The record is from RefSeq and is a predicted model, not a curated record. Gene Ontology annotation, cellular component: SCF ubiquitin ligase complex.